GUGCGACGCGGUGGCAAACUGGCUCGUAAGAAAAAAUCGCGUCGAGGCAGGAGACGAGACAAAACCUUAACAGCGAAAUUCGAUACCCAACAAGAACCAACAACUAACAAAAUGAAGCUGCCACUUCUCGUCUUCUCCUUGAUCGUAGUAUAUUGGACCUGCAUAAGCUAUGCUGACGAAGACAUCAAUUCGACGAGAGAUCUAAUAAAUUUGGACGAGGACUACACAUCCGACUACCAAGAUGUGCCUUGGGAAAGACCUCUUUCAAGGAACAAAAGAGGCCUCAUAAUGAAUCCCGUGACAAAGUUGGUAUUGAAGGGAAUGGGGAAGAGCGCUGGUGGCAUGGUCAAAAUUGUGCUUAAACCUGUAUUAGAUUUAUGCGGUUUCGGAUACGGUGCACUAAUCGGAAAAAAAGUGUGUCCCAAAGUGGGAGACAUAUCUUUGUUGAAGUUGCUUUCACAAAUUACGUUGAGACCGAUAUCAACGAUCGAAACUGUAAUGUGUAUUAUACUUGAUAAGAUAGGUAGCACAGGUCGUGCAAUGAUACUCAAAGGUAUUGAGGCAUCCAUAAAAUUCGGAAGGAAGGUAGUGGCACCGACAACGUGCACGGUACUGAAGAAGCUGAGGGACACUGGCUAUUUACCUCAAAGUAUAAAUGCAAUGAUUGACGCGGUUCACGCGAGUUGUAAAAUAAUGAAAAUGCUUGGAAUUAUCGGAUGAUGUAAUGCGCAAAGCUUGACUUUCUGUUUGUAAAAGUAAGAGUACGAAACUAACAUAUACAAGUAGGAAUUAACGUAUCAUUAAUAAAACAAUAUCCACUCGCCUACCUCGUAACGAUUUUGCACUUAAAAUUAGAGUCCGAAGCAGAUCAGAUUAUCGUAACACGGUUUUUUCAACAUCAAUUCAUAUAUAAUAAAAAGUUUUUUAGAAAUUACUUCGCUAAAUUGAUACAGACGAUAUAAAUUACUCGAAUAAUGUAAAUUAUUCACACAAUGAUAUCUGUGCAAUCUAUUUCGUCGUACCGAAUUAUAUAAAGUUACUAGCGAAUAAAUUAUAUGAUUGUUGCGUGCCAAAUAUUUUAGAUCCCUUGGAUAAAAUUCGAUGACAAUGGAUUUAAAAGAUCUUUUACUCAACCAUCUGAAUGAUAUAUGCCUGCGAUUAAAGUAAAUAAUAAAUCGAUCAAUUGUCAA
Messenger RNA from Odontomachus brunneus, 1190 nucleotides. RefSeq lists its product as uncharacterized. The record is from RefSeq and is a predicted model, not a curated record. The transcript has 2 exons. Lineage: Eukaryota; Metazoa; Arthropoda; Insecta; Hymenoptera; Formicidae. Bases 112 to 720 code for a protein of 202 amino acids.